GAGCGACGCACGAGGGAAGGCAGUGGUCGAGCGCGCGCGGACUUGUCAGUAGCGAGCGAGCGGCGACGACGAGUGGAGAUGCGCGAGCAGCAGCGACAACAGCAGGUGCUGGAUAAGCAGCAGCAGCAGCAGCAGCAGCAGCAGCAGCAGCAGCAGCAGGAGCAGGAGCAGCAGUCAGCUCGCGAGGACGCUGCUGGGGACUCGCCGACGGAGCAGCACCAGGACCGUGGCGGCGGCGGAGGCGGCUGCAAGUGACGCGCCAGUUCCUCGAGGAGUAGGCGGCUCACCCUCGAGGCUGCUGCUGCUAUCGUCACGUCGAUUGACCAUCAUGGGGCUUCGUUGUCACGGCGCGCAAGUCAAAUCGCCAACCAUCACCAUCAUCACCUCAGGCGACGGAGAACCAUGACCAGCGACGGUGCCAGUAGCGUGCAACCUGGGAAAACAUGCCACGAGAACGAGACUACCAUCGCUGCCCACAUCCACGAGAUCAACAGCCAGGUGGCUCAGUUCCGCGAUCUGCUGAUCAGCAUCGGCCAGCCGCGCGACUGCCCCGAGCUACGCGAGAGGAUACGCAAACUCCGUCGCAGCUGCGUCGAGGCCUGCAAGAGCACGUCGCAAAUGGUGCUGCCGCAAAUGCGCAGCGCAAUGGAAGCGGGAAUACCGGCCGACAGUCCGAACCUUGUGCUGCUGUUUUUCCUUUCCCAGCUGUUUCUGCGCGAGCUUUACAAGAGCAAGAACCUCGUCCGCAUCGUCCCUAUGGACAUGACUGGCUACUUUGAGAGCAAGUCGGGCCCGUCUAACAUCAGCAACGUCAUCACGCAGAUCCUGCUCUGCAAGCAAAUCACUCUGGACUUCAACGAGGAGGAGCUGUGCAGCAUACAGAAGGACUCGGAGGAGAUCGCCGCGCUGAUCGCCGAGCUACAAGAGUUCAUGCCGCAGUCCGAAGCUGACACCGAGCGACCAGUGGCACUACAGGAAGCAGCGAAUCGCGUCGCCCGACCAAACGGUGCCCGCAAGAAUCUGCGCUGGGAGAACCGUCAGAAUCGUCACCCGUUGCGUGGCACGUUUAAGUUCUUCUGCUGCGCCGGACGCCCAAAUUACCUCUGAUCUGGUCACAUUUGGCAGGCCUCCUCCAUCUCUCCGUUACGUCGUUUUCUUAUCGUGGGUCUACGCCACGAGGUUAACACGUAUAUAUUCCUAUGCAUCAUUAUAUCAUUACAAUAUGCUCUUUCAGUCUUUCAAAAUCCGCAAUAGCGCACAAUUGCACCGUACUCUCAAAGUGAAAUCAAAACUUCAAACUAAAAAACAAGAAAUUAACAACAAAUGAAUUACGUUAUUAUUGAAGUUAAUAAUUAAUUAGAGAGAUGGUUAGAAAGACAAUCCAGAGGCAAAACAAAGAGCAACGGCCAAUCAAAAAAACAAAAAUUCAGUCAAUUGUCGUUCGCAGGUACAGCGAGCUGGAUCGAUCUAUAUAUAUAUACACACACACACACACACACACACGCGUAGUUUUUAUUAAAUAAACAAAACAAAACUACUCUACUGCCGUAUGUAGGGAAACAAAUCGGGGGACUAACUAUAUCGAUAUAAUACGACAUAUCCAUCGUCACCUGUUCACUAAAUAAUUUAAUAGACGCGUGUGAGGUACUAAUUAGCGACGACGACGAAUAUGGGUCCAAUGAAAGAUAUGAUGGUGAUUCUGCGUGUCGGUUCAUAUCGCAUACACUUACAAACACACACACGAGGCGCACAUAUAGCAACAAACGCGGAAGUCAAGGAAAAAAGAGUCAACUAACGAGAGAGAAAAGAGCGAGCGUAAGCUUUACUCUUUCCUAACAAAAUAUACAUACAUACACACACACACACACACACACACACACACACACACACACACACACACAUGAUUAGCUACUCCGCGUUCUACGUCCAGAUAUCUAUACAUAGGUAGCUAAUAGAAAAUAAAGAACGGAGAAACAGAAGUGGAAAGAGAUAAGAGACACUCAAUUACAGUUGUGAUUAUUUAUUAGGUGGUUUGUCAUUUGAGAGCAAGAGCGAGCGAGUGUAAGGAUCGAUUAAUCAAAUAAUACAAACCCACAUCCCAGUGGAACGUGAAGAGAUCUCUUUCGGCGUAAUACAUAUAUACACACACACAUACACGCACACAUAAAAUGGAGAAUCAAAUAUUAUAAUUAAGUCGUAAAGGAUAAUACGUGAUUCAAUGAAUUAUACAAUUGUCAUUAAUACUUGCACGCGCGUACAAAUGAAUUCUAGAUGACUUACAUAUUAUACAAGAGGAAAAAAAAAUAUAUAUAUAUAUACCUAGUGCAAUAGGAUUUUACCACGUAAGAACAGAGUUAUAGUAUUUUGUGAUAAACUAUUUAAAAAAAAGAGCGAGAAUAAAAAGGGUGCAAGAAUGAGAAUAACGGAAGGGUGAAAAGGAUAUCUAUACCCAGGCGAAUAUAUAUUAUUAUGUUAUGAAAAGCAAGAAAUGUAAAAAAAGAAGAAUAAGAGAAAAAGAGAGAACUCAGCCGCGCGGGUGCGUGAUGCGUAUGAAAUAUCGCGGAAAAAAGCCUUUCGUGCAUCAUCAUCAUCGUCAUCAUCACCCUCCCUAUUGUUACAAAGCGGAUCGGAUCGUACAAGAAAAGAGGGAAAAGAAUACUACACGCUGACACAGACACAGGGGCGCGAAGGUACACAGACUCGCAUAAAAAGGAGUCGGUAUCGCAAAGAAUAGCCGUCGUAGCCGGCGGCGGCGAUCAUAUUGGCAUUGCACGCGCUACUUUUCUUUUUUCUCCUCUCCUUCUCUUGCGAUCGAUAGUCCGGAAAAUGGCCUAGCAAGAGAAACGACGACAGACCUCGUGAAUUUCCAGAGCCGUAUAUUCGUUCCGACGUAGGCACGUCUUAGAUCGACACUUUACGAUAACACGUGCCGACAGUUAGAAAUGUAUAUGUAGGUCUCGGUGUCAGCCGCAACUUUGCGCAACAUACAAGUCCGUUUCGUUCAAAAAUAUUGGAGACUUUGUUUUUUUAUUUUCUGAGACCGCUGCCGUAGAGGUAAAACGAAAGGCAAGAGAGAGACCAGGAGAAAUGUGCGUGUGCAGUAUGGUGAUGUACGUUAGUGUGGAGGCCACAAGAGAUAAUUUUGUAGUGGUUAUUAUGUAGAUAGAAGCUGGCCGAGAGACCGAGAAAGCGCAACUUAAUUUCUUUGAGAAUUUGUCUGCCAGCUGUCGCGCGUGUAGGACGUAAUGUUUUAAUGCCCUCGCUUCUUCAACCGCUGCUUUCUAAACUUUCCGGGGUUGAAAUUUUUUGCGCGGCAAUAUUAAAGUGCUAAUUUCGCCUUCUCGAGCGAGCUAGCGAAAGAGAGACAAAUGUUUCGUCUGGGAGAGUUGUAUAAAUAAUGAUUUAUCAUGCAAUAAACCUCGCUGCGAAACGCGGUUGUGACCAAAGAAACACAUUAAAUAACGCAUAUGCCUUGAUAAAUCAUCAUUGUAAAUAAAAUUUACAUACGGUGCAAUUCUUCAUCUUGUGCUGGUUUAUCGCUUGAUAACUCAUGUGCGUAUUGUUUCUCUGCCGUCAAACAAUACACAUUCACACGCGCAACAGUCAAUAGCAACAAUUAUCAAUCGCAAUCAUAUGACAAGGUGUGUUGCGCAUAUAGCAUAUAAUCUAUAGGGCGAUUGCUUUCAGUACACUCGAAACGUGCGUGUGUGUCCCUAUCUACGCGCAAAUAAAUUAAUUUGUAGCUGAAAUUCGAUAUAGCGUUUGCCAAUUUAUUAGAGUGGCUCUUUCACGCGAAUAAAACAAAAUUACUGAUACAGUGUUGUUUUUCUCGCUUCGAGGCAAUAGAUAUAGCAUCGGCAAAGAAAAAUACUUACACCUGGCAAUCGCCUCGACCUUAUAGAUGAGAGGUGUACUCUAAUUAAAGCUAAUUUCACGUGAAUCCAAGUAGAGGGAAAAGUUGAACUGCUGCUCGAUGUGUUCUUCUGUACAUGGGGGUAAUGAAAUUCCACUCUAUAAAAUUAAGUCAACUAAAACCAUACGUGAACGAGCAUGGUAUUGUGGAAAAAUAAACACUGUUGUAUAGCCGAAGUUAUUAAAGACGGGUACUACUUUAAUAUUAAAACGAUAUAUAAAAAGAUAUAUAUACACAAAGUGCGCCGAGCGCGCUUCUGUGCCGAGUGGCGAUGUUUGACAAAAUACAUAUAUACCAGAUAUAUAAUGACCCAAUAAUUAGUGAUAUAUUUUGAAGUGGAGCUUUGCCUAAGAAGUUGAAGCAUAGCUCGAAAAAAAAAUAAUAAAAUAGCAAGCACGUGAAAAUAACCUGUUUACUUGAAUGCAUUUACUGAAGACAAAAAUAAUAUUUCAAGUCAAUAUUUACUACUACUGUUAUGUGUAACGCCUAGUUAAAGUUGAACGACACAAAAGUGACAAAAACUCACACACUCACAGAUAGUUUUAUCGUUAUACUUUACACUCGCCGAUAAAUAUUGGAGAAGAGAGGGUACAUGGAUAUAUGGUUAAACUUUUAAAAUCGAACAAUGCCAAAUUAACGAAAUAUACUUCACACUUAUAUUAUAUUAUAAAAAUAUGGACGUGGACCAAUAAGAAAAAUCUAUAUCCGACUCACCUGAAUAUAUACGUGCGUGACCACACAAAAGAAGCCGUUAUGGAUAUAUAUAAAUGAAAAAAUAUAUAUUCCGUAUAGACGUUACUCAUUUUAUUAUAUUUCUUAAUGAUAUAUAAAUGUAUUCUUAUAACGAACUUUACUUGCCAAGUAAUCUUUCAUACCAUUAUACAUAAUAUUGUUCACCUUUCAAAUUUCGAUUAGUUGCGAAAGAAAACAAAUUAUUAUCAAGCACGCGUGUGGAAAAAAAAGAUAGAAGGGAAAAUUUUUUAACGAGAACUUUUAUAAACGUUGUUUUGAAAAAAAAUCUGUGUCAUCUGUCGACCAAUCAACAGUAAAUCACCAAAAAGAAAAAAAAA
Molecule: messenger RNA, 4983 nt
Organism: Phymastichus coffea
Lineage: Eukaryota; Metazoa; Arthropoda; Insecta; Hymenoptera; Eulophidae
Gene: dcma
Exons: 5
Coding region: 403-1107 (234 amino acids)
Biological process (GO): G protein-coupled receptor signaling pathway
Cellular component (GO): membrane; neuron projection
Source: RefSeq, a predicted model, not a curated record